This is a messenger RNA of Leptopilina heterotoma, 3990 nucleotides long. RefSeq lists its product as uncharacterized. Bases 452 to 3511 code for a protein of 1019 amino acids. The record is from RefSeq and is a predicted model, not a curated record. The transcript is spliced from 14 exons. Lineage: Eukaryota; Metazoa; Arthropoda; Insecta; Hymenoptera; Figitidae.
GUUAGUCGUAGAAUCCGUGGGCGUAGAGUAAGAGGAUGCUGGUUGAAACCUCUGCGAGAGAGAGAGUAAGAGAGAGAGAGAGAGAGAAAUAGAGAGAGGGUGCAGAAUCCACCCUCUGAAUACGUGGGUGUUCGAAAGCCAAGCGGUUGGCAACCCGGCGUACUAGUCACAAAUUCACUUGCGCGACAACACGCGCGAAAAUCUUCAGUUCAACCACGACCGUCGUGCGAGUAGGUUCGGUCCUCGUGUACUUUUAUUAUCUCCCUUUUAAAAAAACAACUCUUUCCCCCCCUUUUUUUCUCGUCACGCGACUUUUUUUUUCUAAACAAAAAAAAAUUGUGCUUUUCUUUUCUUUUUUUUUUUGUCUGUUUUUUCUUCUGUGUGAAAACUUUCUACAAUACAAAAGCAGAAAGGAUGUGAUUGACCAAGAAAAAAAAUAAUACCUGCAAAAAUGGCACCAUACAGACUUCUCUUUUUUUCGCUUUCGUUUAUUGCUGUCUUCUUGACCAGCGCGCAAUCAACGCUUUCGAAGAGGCAAGACGGAACAAUAGAAGAUUCGCGCAAAGUGCCAGUAAACUUGACUGCAACACGAACAUCACUCAUUGCAACCGAUGAAGGCGUUAAAACAAAGUCGACCUCUCUUCAAAGGGAUUCGAUUCAAGUUUCAUCGAACGAAGAUACGAGCGAGGAAGACCUGGAGGAAAAUGAAGCUAGUGAUAAUGCAGAAGACACGACAACUGAGGAGGAGGACGACGAGUACGAAGAUGAACUGAAAGCUGCGGCUGAGUCCCAUGAGGCAAUGUCUCACGACGACACAAAAAAAUCCAAUACGUCCUUUUAUGAUAGUAAGAGCUUCGACGAGAAGUUGAUCACAGCGAAGAAUUUCGAUUCUAAAGAAAAGAGCGUCGAGGAUGGCUCAGAUGAAAACGAGACCUCGAACGAAGCUGAUAUUGACGACGACGAUAUCGAGAAAAAGAAAAAGGACAAGGAGGUUGAGGAACUUUUGGAAAAGAAGAGAAAAAGGUUACCAACUGUAAAAAAGGAAUUGAGGACACAAAAGGAAAUUCAGGCAGAUAAUGAUACGUUGGAAGAUGAGGCGCUGACAGUGAAUGUGUUAAGGAUGCUGGCAAAGUUGGCAGAAAAUCCUGAACGAUGGGAGAGAGUUCAUCAACUUCUGAUGCACCUGGACGAUGGUCGGGAAGGUUCCCGUCGGGCCCUCCUGGCGCGGAAGAGAAACCUACUGCCGACGUCGUACUUCGAUUCGAUAUCCACAACACCAAAAAUGGACGAUCCACUGAGGACCUUCAAGAAGCCGAAGAAGAAAAAGAAAAAGAAGAAACCGCAUCACAAGGCAACGACACAAGCUCUGCCGAUAAUGACGUCCUCCGUACCAACAACCGAGUCGCCAUGGUUUACAACUUCCAUUCCUUGGCGUCUCGUUGCUGAAAAUUACAAUUCGCCUCUUUGGCAGGAGCAAAUCGACGACAAUCCGUCGUCGAAGCUUCGAUAUUCGAAAAAUCGUCCUCGUCUUCCUGGACAUCAGCUUAUUGACGAGAAGCAACGGGAGAAUUUAAAGACACUCAACGAUCAGCGACAGGCUCUGAUGUUGAAAAGUGCUAGGGAGUACUCCCAACCGAGACUUUUGCACUUUGGGAAAGUUAAUACCCAUCAGGUGCCGCCUGGACAUCGGGACUCCUCUUUCGAUGACGAAACAAUGCGAAUGCGAGACUACGAUCCCUCGGAGUACAUUCACUUCAAGCACUGGAAAUAUCCACAAUACAAUAAUCCACUGGCAAGGGACUUUUCUUUGGACAAAUUCCAAAACGAUUUGCAGAACGAUUUUGAACUGAACGCUGGUGGUUUCGCAAGAAAUCAAGAAUUUAGACCAUCUGACAGGGAAUUCGCCGCUUCUAAGAGUUGGCAAAACUCCCCGUUUGGCUACAGAAAACCACCAAAGCUAGACUUUCGGCUUGUACAAAUGAAAAACGUUCCUUGGUACUACAAAAAUCCUCGUGACCCAAAACCUUGGUUGCGAGAAACUCUUCCCUGGAGAAAACCAUUGAUACAAGAUUACUGGUCGCGAAUGGACGACAACGACGAGGAUGAUAUGAAUUCCUUGGAGAAGUCCUGGCACCAACGGCAUCAUCCGCAACUUUGGAAAGUCGCGUCUGACUCGUGGCCUGAGGACAAAUCUCUUCAGGUUCCACCCUGGUCGGAGAAAUCAACCCAAAAUCGUCCGAAUCAAGAGCAGAGUUUCGCUUGGGACAGGGCGAAAAAUCGUUCGGAGAAAAUGAGCCCACCAAAGCAGAAUCCCAACGAAAAGAAUAUAAUUCCCAAAAUUACAAUGAAGUCGUGGAAUAGCCUGACGUCGGAUCCUGCCACGUGGCCAUUUAAAUUGCCGGACGCAAAACCCUGGCCAAAGGAUCAAAAUGGCAAAUCCUACAAUCCGAAUGCGGAUCUGGUGAGGAAACUGGGUCUCGAUAAGCAGAACAAACUUCUCUCGGAGGAAUUCAAGAAUUCUCCAAAGGAUUUUAAGGGAUUAAAGUAUAAGGAAAGAACGUCCUCGGAACUCAAGAGCAAUGACAACAACAACAAGGGAAAGGAUUCCGUUUGGCCUGUGAAACUCACGGGAGACGACGACUGGAUGAGUAAAGUGAGAAGUUCAGAGAAUCUUUCAGCUGAUGAUGAUGCGAGACCAUCUUGGACCAGUAAUAAUGCGGAAUCGGGAGGCAAAUCCUGGCAUGGAAAGAGCAUUUCUCCAAAGGCACAAAGCGUGAGAGGAUGGGAAGUGCCCGUCGAUCAGUCCACUUGGAGGCCUUAUGACUUGAAGUCCUAUGAGGAUUCUCCAAGUAGCCCUUGGUCGGGAAGGACCAACGACAGAAUGUGGCACUCGAAGGCGGAGACUGGCCCUUGGCCGCAAAAAAUUGGCGAAGACUGGAACGAAGGUUAUGGAAAGCAGGCAGGAACUUCCAACAAUUGGCCUUCAAAGUGGAAACAAUUCGCAUACCACAGAGUGACGGCAAUGCCAAUGACAAAAGCGGGCUCUUCCAUGGAAGGUUCAGCUAAGCCAAAAAAUGCCUUUAUCGCCGUCUCGGCAGUGUCUUCUUCAAAGUAUAAUAAUAACGAGUGGAGGAAAAAUGACAUAGAAGAGACUCCUCCCAUCAGUCAAAAUAGUUUCAGAUCAGUGGAUCCAGAUCAUCCGGCUAGUCAACUGCGUUCUUCUAUCGAAUCGCCAAUUUAUGCAUGGAAAAAAGACGGGAGUCCGUCCAAUAAGACGCGAAGCGUUGAAAUCUUACCCUCUGAUCCUCUGGAGCAUCAAUUGGAGGAUCUGAGACUGAACUCGUCUUCACAAGACUACAGUAAAAGUAAAACUAGAGAGAAUGGAAGUGAAUUUUCCACCUCACUUUCAGUGACACCAUCAAACGGGUCGUUUGUCGGAAAUUUGACAAAGGAAAUAAGUAAACGACAUUCCAAUCUGAAGAAUAAAAGAUUAUUAGAAUUAGAAAAAUAGAAUUCGGAUUUACAGAGCAAUUAUUUAUAACAAAAAAAAAACAAAGAUCUAUAAAAAAAGACAAUUUUCUACUCUAACUCUCAUUCAAAUUCUAACAAUUAUAUUUUAGUUUCGUUUAUAGAAAAGAAAAUAUUUUAAAAGUUAAAAAUUAAUUUCUAUAAAUGGAAAUUAAUUUUAUCUUUACAGAAGAUAUUUUAAAAAUUAAUUUUUAUAGAUUUUCCAAAACCUUAAUAUUCAUCUCCUUAAUUAUUUCAUUUCAUCAAUAACUAUCCACAACUAUAUAUGUAAAUACAUAAUUUUUAUUGAAAGAAAAAAAAACUCUAAAUAGUAUUUAAUUUAUUAAUAUUCUGAAAUUGAAGUUCUAUUUAAAAUAUAGAGCGUCGUGUUGUAUAUGUACAAUGUAUUUUGUAUAGCUUGACCAAAUGUUUUUUUACCUACAUCAAAAUGAAUCGACAGGAAAAUUCAUUUUUUCGAAACAC